CCCCCCAACCCCAAACCUACAGCCAGGCAUAGAGAGAGCGAGAGGGGUCGGGAUCCAUGGCGGAUAAGGAGAACUGCGCCCCUCGCCUCACCCGCGCGGCCGCCAAAAGGGCCGCCUCCGCUCAAGUCCCCAGUCCCCCCGCCCAGCCGCCGGCCAAGAGGAAGCGCGUGGCCCUCAGCGAGCUCCCCACCCUCUCCAAUGUCGUCACCCUCGCCACGGCGGACCCCUCCACCCCUCCCCCUUCUAAGCUUAAAUCGAAGCCCAGGAAGAAGGUGGAGGAGUCGGAUGACCGGGAACUUGCUCGGGUUGAAGUUGCUACCUCGUCGGAUGGUGGCUCCGACAUUGAUGAUCCGCAGAUGUGUGCGCAUUAUGCGUCUGAUAUCUAUCAGUACCUCAGAUCAAUGGAGGUGGAGGCAAAGCGGAGGCCUUUGGCGAAGUACAUGGAGACGGUUCAGAGCGAUGUCACCGCCAAUAUGAGGAGCAUUCUUGUGGAUUGGCUGGUCGAGGUGGCGGAGGAAUACAAGCUGGUCUCUGAUACCCUACACCUCACCAUCUCGUACAUUGAUCGGUUCCUUUCGUUCAAUGCGAUCAACAGGCAACGACUGCAGCUCCUGGGGGUGUCCUCCAUGCUCAUUGCUUCGAAAUAUGAAGAGAUUAGCCCACCUAAUGUGGAAGAUUUCUGUUAUAUCACGGAUAAUACGUACACAAAGCAAGAGGUGGUGAAAAUGGAGAGUGACAUCCUAAAGUUUCUGAAGUUUGAGAUGGGCAAUCCCACCAUCAAGACUUUCCUGAGGCGAUUCAUACAGGCAGGUCAAGAAGAUGGCAAAUACUCAAAUCUGCAAUUUGAGUUCUUGGGAAGCUACCUUGCGGAGUUGAGUUUGCUGGACUAUGGCUGUGUUCAGUUCUUGCCAUCAGUAAUUGCAGCUUCUGCUGUUUUUGUUGCUAGAUUCACACUUGAUCCCAAAAGCAAUCCUUGGAACAAAAGAUUGAAAGAGUGUACUGGUUAUAAUGUGUCUGAUCUGAAGGAGUGCAUUCAUGCCAUACUUGACUUACAGUUGAACAAAAAGGCAUCCACCUUGUUGUCUAUCAGAGAUAAAUACAAGCAGCACAGGUUCAAGUGUGUGCCAUCCUUGGUUCCUCCCACUGAGAUUCCUGCAAUCUACUUCAAUGAUCCCAAGUUGUAGUUUUCUGGGAAGAGUCAUCGUGACUUUGUAGUAAAUGAGAUCCCUCCCUUGAAUGUGAAGGAACAUGAGACUUCAAUCUGGCUUCUCCUGAGGAUAACUCUGAAGCGCUCUGGAUGUAUCUAAUGUCUUAAUCAAAACAUUGUGGACCUGAUGCUCAAGAAGGCAUCGAAACUUGCUGACUGCAGUUUUGCUGAUGAAAAAUACAUGCUUUUUUGGAGGUAGGAAGAACAGACUUAUGCUCAAGUUUUACCAUGUAGGAACAUAGGAAAUACUGUGUAUUCUUGUUCUCACAUGACUUUGAAGACAUGUAAGGUGCAUAUGGGUUGCUCAUUUUGUUCAGGUUGAGCAGAUGAAGUUUGAGAAUUUGCAAUUAAUAUCAAAAUAUUUUGAUUAUGUCCUUGUGUGUGUGUAUGUGUGUGUCUGUGUGUAUAUGUGUGUAUGUAUAUUCUCAUUGGCUCGGAUCUCUUUUA
Messenger RNA from Musa acuminata AAA Group (dessert banana), 1654 nucleotides. RefSeq names its product cyclin-A3-1-like. Gene Ontology annotation, cellular component: nucleus; cytoplasm; cyclin-dependent protein kinase holoenzyme complex. Gene Ontology annotation, molecular function: cyclin-dependent protein serine/threonine kinase regulator activity. NCBI's taxonomy places the organism in Eukaryota, Viridiplantae, Streptophyta, Magnoliopsida, Zingiberales, Musaceae. Gene Ontology annotation, biological process: mitotic cell cycle phase transition; regulation of cyclin-dependent protein serine/threonine kinase activity. The record is from RefSeq and is a predicted model, not a curated record. The transcript has 8 exons. The coding region runs from base 57 to 1184 and encodes 375 amino acids.